AUGGUCUCGGAAGAUCAGCAGAAGGUAGCUACUCGUAAGUUGACUCAAUGGAUAGAGAACGAUAAUAGGAUUGUCACAUAUAGAGAUAUAAGUAGGGAAGUGGGAUGUCAUGUGAAUACAGCCAAGAACUUGUUGUUAUCCCAUUACACUUCCAACCCUUCUCUCUCACCAACCUACCUUCUCACCGGUCCGUUACUAUCCACAUCGACCAUCAAUCAGACUCAAUUGCACUCCCUCACACAAGUUCAUGGAAGCUCCACACAGAGAGUGAGGAUAGUAGAUAUGGACGAGAUGUCAGAAGGCGAUCGAAAUUCAGAGGAUGAAGAUGAUGAUGAUGAGAAAGAGGUGGGGAAUGAUAAUGGAGCGGAAGAUGGUCUGGUAGGUGAUUUGAAAUUACCUGUUCCAGGGUCAGUGAAGGAUGAUGAGGAGAUAGGAGCGUUGGAGAGGGAAGAGGUCAAGAGGUGGGGGGUGGUAUUGGUUGGGAAAGAUGGAUUGGAAGAGAAGAAGAAAUUGUUUGAACAGGAUACAUUGAAUGUGCAUAUACAAUCGCUAGCACCUUCACCUAUCAAAGAUCCUGCACAAUACCUCAUACCGAACCUCACUCUCCGAGAACACAAGAACUAUCACAAUGCUCAGUUAUACGGUACCAUCUCUGGCGAGACUUUCAGACCUGCUGUACCAGCUGUAGCUGAGAAAAAAGCUAUGAAAGAUGGUGGGAUCGAUUGGAGCUCUAAGAAGGUUGUUGGGGGUAGUAAGAAAGAGGAGGUGAAGAAGGAGGAGGAGCCACAGAAAGAGGAGACGAAAAAGGUCGAUACCAAGAAACCCUCCUCAACCACUGCUACCAAGGAUACAUCGAGACCUGCUUCUGCUAAACCCACUCCUGCUCCCGCGUCCACACAAGGUAGUAUAUCCGGAAAGAAGAAACGAGUGAUCAACUCCGAUACAGAGGAAGAUGAACCCGCUCCUCCCCCCAAGGCGGCUGCCCCUGCUGCUGCUGGCGGAAGUAAAAAGAUGGACCCUACUUCAUCGAUGAUCCGAGCGGACGAUCAACGAGCGAUGGAAGCUAUGAUGUCGAUGGAUAUGGAUAUAGAUAUGGAAAUGUCCGAUAAUGAGGUGAAAGUCAAGGAAGAACCGGGUGCUGUCAUCGGUACGGAAAGUGGGAAAGUCAGGAAGACGAGAAGGGUUAAGAAGAGUAAGACGGUGGAGGAUAAGAAAGGCAGGAUGGUUACCAAAGACUACUCCACGGACGAAUCGUACACCGCAUCAGAGACUGACGAAGCAGCACCUUCAACGAAGACCAAGUCAAAACCUGCACCUGCGACAAAGCCUCAGAUCAUUAAGAGAGAGUCAACCUCGUCGAUAGGUAGUGGUACGACUAAAACACCCGCUAGUUCUGGGUCGCACCCGCCUGCCAAGAAAGCAACGGGAGGAGGGGCGGCGAAAGGUCAAAGUACGCUGAAAGGGUUCUUCACCAAGAAGUAG
Kwoniella botswanensis is the source of this 1482-nucleotide messenger RNA. RefSeq lists its product as uncharacterized. Gene Ontology annotation, molecular function: DNA-directed DNA polymerase activity. Lineage: Eukaryota; Fungi; Basidiomycota; Tremellomycetes; Tremellales; Cryptococcaceae. The coding region runs from base 1 to 1482 and encodes 493 amino acids. The record is from RefSeq and is a predicted model, not a curated record. Gene Ontology annotation, cellular component: nucleus; delta DNA polymerase complex. The transcript has 7 exons. Gene Ontology annotation, biological process: DNA synthesis involved in UV-damage excision repair; DNA replication; nucleotide-excision repair, DNA gap filling.